Messenger RNA from Mirounga angustirostris (Northern elephant seal), 1438 nucleotides. RefSeq names its product G protein-coupled receptor 62 (gene GPR62). Gene Ontology annotation, cellular component: plasma membrane; signaling receptor complex; endosome. The coding region runs from base 1 to 1092 and encodes 363 amino acids. The transcript has a single exon. The record is from RefSeq and is a predicted model, not a curated record. Gene Ontology annotation, molecular function: G protein-coupled receptor activity. Lineage: Eukaryota; Metazoa; Chordata; Mammalia; Carnivora; Phocidae. Gene Ontology annotation, biological process: G protein-coupled receptor signaling pathway.
AUGGCCAACACCACAGGGCCGAACACCUCAGAAGUCGCGGGCUCGGUGGGGUUGAUCCUGGCGGCCGUCGUGGAGGCAGCAGCACUGCUGGGCAACGGCGCGCUGCUGGUCGUGGUGCUGCGCACGCCGGGACUGCGCGACGCGCUCUACCUGGUGCACCUGUGCGUCGUGGACCUGCUGGCGGCCGCCUCCAUCAUGCCGCUGGGCCUGCUGGCCGCGCCGCCGCCGGGCCUGGGCCGCGUGCGCCUGGGCCCCGCCCCGUGCCGCGCGGCGCGCUUCCUGUCGGCGGCGCUGCUGCCCGCCUGCACGCUCGGGGUGGCCGCGCUCGGCCUGGCGCGCUACCGCCUCAUAGUGCACCCGCUGCGGCCCGGCGCGCGGCCUCCGCCCGGCCUGGUGCUCACGGCCGUGUGGGCCGCCGCGGGGCUGCUGGGCGCGCUCUCCCUGCUCGGGCCGCCGCCCGCGCCGCCCCCUGCCCCGGCGCGCUGCUCCGUCCUGGCCGGCGGCCUCGGGCCCUUCCGGCCGCUCUGGGCGCUGCUGGCCUUCGCGCUGCCCGCCCUCCUGCUGCUCGGCGCCUACAGCGGCAUCUUCCUCGUGGCGCGCCGCGCGGCCCUGCGGCCCCCGCGGCCCGCGCGCGGCUCCCGGCCGCGCUCCGACUCUCUGGACAGCCGCCUCUCCAUCUUGCCGCCCCUCCGGCCUCGCCUGCCUGGGGGCAAAGCAGCCCUGGCCCCAGCGCUGGCCGUGGGCCAGUUUGCCGCCUGCUGGCUGCCUUACGGUUGUGCGUGCCUGGCGCCCGCCGCGCAGGCUGCCCUGGCCGAGGCGCCGGUCACCUGGGUGGCCUACUCGGCCUUCGCGGCUCACCCCUUCCUGUAUGGCCUGCUGCAGCGCCCCGUGCGCCGGGCACUGGGUCGCCUCGCCCGCCAGGCGCUGCCCCGGCCCCCGAGGGCGUGCACUCCACGGGCCUGGCACCUGCCCGCACUUCUGCAGCACCUCCAGGGACGUUCAGAGAGCCCUGCCCUAGGCCCUUCUGAGGCACCAGAACAAGCCCCAGAUUUGCCAAGAAGGCAGAGCCUGAGUAUGCCAGGGGCCACCUGAGAGGAGAUCUGUGUCCCAUGCUGAGCUGAGACUGGAGAAGGGAUGGUGGUACCAGGAGCCCAUCCAACCUCCUACACAGUUCCGGGCAGGUGCCCUGCCUGGAUUUCUGGCUCUGGAACAGGAGAAGGGGGGCCUGCAGGCUAGUGAGACCAAGAGGAUUCUGGGAGCUAGGAAUCUUGGGUUCUGGGUCCUACCCUGCAUAGUCUUGUAUACAGACCUACCCUUCCCUAGGCCCGUUUUCCCAUCUGUAUCCUGGACCAUCUCUAAGGGUUCCUUGGACACUCAUGGAUAGUCCCCAGACCAAAGAAGGCAAGGAGGUGGCCCAGAUCACCAAGAAGAGGGCCCU